Molecule: messenger RNA, 1134 nt
Organism: Staurois parvus
Lineage: Eukaryota; Metazoa; Chordata; Amphibia; Anura; Ranidae
Source: the annotation of a GenBank genome assembly
AUGUUUAAUGGUGGCAUGGCCACAACAUCCACAGAAAUUGAACUACCAGAUGUUGAGCCGGCUGCUUUUCUUGCUUUGCUAAAGUUCCUUUACUCUGAUGAGGUUCACAUUGGGCCAGAGACGGUCAUGACUACCCUGUACACAGCAAAGAAGUACGCAGUUCCAGCACUGGAAGCACAUUGUGUGGAGUUUCUCAAAAAGAAUCUUCGGGCUGAUAAUGCCUUCAUGUUGCUCACUCAGGCUCGCCUCUUUGAUGAACCUCAGCUUGCCAGUCUCUGCUUGGAAAACAUUGAUAAAAACACUUCUGAUGCCCUAAAUGCAGAAGGAUUUACUGACAUUGAUUUAGAUACCUUAGUUGCAGUGCUGGAACGGGAUACACUGGGGAUCCGUGAAAUCAGACUCUUUAAUGCAGUAGUUCGCUGGUCUGAGGCAGAAUGCCAGCGACAGCAGCAACCAAUAACAUCAGAGAAUAAACGCAAAGCUCUUGGCAAAGCAUUGUCCCUUAUCCGGUUCCCACUUAUGACAAUUGAAGAAUUUGCUGCAGGUCCAGCACAAUCCGGAAUACUUACUGAUAGGGAGGUUGUGAGCUUGUUCCUGCAUUUUACAGUGAAUCCCAAACCUCGAGUGGAAUUUAUUGACAGACCAAGAUGUUGCUUGCGAGGGAAAGAAUGUAAUAUUAACCGUUUCCAGCAAGUAGAAAGCCGUUGGGGUUACAGUGGAACUAGUGACCGAAUAAGGUUUUCUGUUAAUCGAAGGAUAUUUGUUGUUGGUUUUGCACUCUAUGGCUCAAUACAUGGUCCCACUGAUUAUCAAGUAAAUAUACAGAUUAUUCACACUGACAGCAACACCGUGCUAGGACAGAAUGACACAGGCUUUAGUUGUGAUGGUUCCUCCAGCACAUUCAGAGUGAUGUUUAAAGAGCCUGUUGAAAUACUUCCAAAUGUUAACUACACUGCCUGUGCCACACUAAAGGGACCAGAUUCGCACUAUGGUACAAAGGGACUACGAAAAGUUAUUCAUGAAUCUCCUACGACUGGCACCAAGACUUGCUUCACGUUUUGCUACGCAGCAGGAAAUAACAAUGGGACGUCAGUUGAGGAUGGACAAAUCCCCGAAAUUAUCUUCUAUACAUAG